Trichogramma pretiosum is the source of this 11995-nucleotide messenger RNA. Its product is annotated as nesprin-1-like. NCBI's taxonomy places the organism in Eukaryota, Metazoa, Arthropoda, Insecta, Hymenoptera, Trichogrammatidae. Gene Ontology annotation, cellular component: cytoplasm; meiotic nuclear membrane microtubule tethering complex; nuclear outer membrane. The transcript has 20 exons. Gene Ontology annotation, biological process: nuclear migration. Gene Ontology annotation, molecular function: actin filament binding. Bases 26 to 11995 code for a protein of 3989 amino acids. The record is from RefSeq and is a predicted model, not a curated record.
UCACCAAAAAUAGUAGCAGGAAAAAAUGAAACAUAAUAUCGAUGACCUACAAUUAGCACUUGCACAAUUAGAAGGAGCUCUACGUACUUUACCACGUGACGAUUUGCAAACCAUGUUAAGCUCACUGGCGACUAUACUCGCUGAUUUGCGGUAUUAUUGCCAGGAAGCUAGAAGAAUUAACAAUGAAUUGAACCGUAUCCCGCAAGACAUGGAAGUAAAGUAUCUUCAAAACUCAAUUGGCGAUGUACGGAAAAAUCUAGCUCUAUUGUUAUCGCAAGCCGAAAAAAUACAAAUAAAACUUGAAGAAACUCGUGAAUCACAAGCAAAACGGAAACAAGAAAUAGAAGCUCAUCAACUUUCUUUCGAGGAAAUCGAAGCCUGGAUAAAACAUGUUUUAUCAAUGAUAAAUGACGGCAACGCUACCUAUAAUCAUCAGGUAAUGAAAGAAGAAGUUUCUUCCCGGCUACAGCAUCUUACUGAACUGGAAUCCAUACCCGAAAUUUGUGAUCAAGUUGAAAAACUGAAGGCAGAUCUUCUUGAAGUCGAAAACCUGAUAGACAAGCAACAGCUAAUGCUACAAGAAAAUGAGCCAAAGGCUCAAAUCACAGCAUCGGACAGUAUCGACGCCGCGCUAGAACAGUGCGCGUCAAAUAUUUCUUCUCCGAACCAUUCAUCACCCUCGUUAGCAGAUGUAUCUUUGCAAACUGGCCUCAGUUUAAUUCAAGACGACGAACUGUCCGGCGAAGCAGUUCUUGACGCGAACAAGAGAGAAAUUGAUCCCUCCGUAUCCAUAUGUCAACCAGUAAAUAGUGAAAACUUUACGAUCGAUACUCAAACUAUCGAAAAUCCACAUGCACAAGAGUCAAUUAAAGUCGUUAAGAGCUCCGACGGUAAGCAUGAAAUAAUAGAAAUCGCCACUAAAAAUAUUUCUGUACCCGUAGUUCAAGAUCACGAUCAUCAUGAGCUUAGCGUCGCGAAUCCCGACGAUAUUAUCGUUGAUAUGAGAUAUCAAGAUGCUUUGCAACAAGAAAACGUUACAUCAGAGCUAAAUAUACAACACGCCACCCCUCAGUCGUUUGAAACAGUACUCAUGGAACCAGACGACGUUACCACGGAAGUCGUUGUCGACAGUGACGGAACGAAGCGCAUAAUCGUCCGCAGGCUUCGUAGGACGCUCGUAACGAACCGGCAAACGUUGCAGCAACAUGUUGCCGAACUUUCGUCGACGGUCGGCGACGGGCCACCGGUGAUUCAAGCAUUUUCUGAGGCCACCAUGAAGGGCCAGCAACUGACUGUUACAAAAACAAAAUCGGAUGGCACGAUCGAAAUGGCUACGAAACAAACUUACGGUGGUAAAGUUACCACUGGAACACCGGGUGAUCAGAUGAAUGUCGAAGAGUACGAGACUACGCCUCAAUUUACGCAGCGAAUAAUCCAUGGCGGCGAUUUGGCUGCAUUCAGUCCACAGCCAGCUGAUAUAAGCGAGGCACUUAUGGAGGAUGGAGAAUAUAAAUCUUCGUCUUCCACCGUUCAUGCAGUAGUGCAGCAAGUGUCGAGAAAAAUCAUUAGAAAAACGCGUCGGAUUAUACGAAAAGUUACCAUAAUUGAUGGAAAAGAGGUGAUGAGUGAAGAGAUCGUUGAAGAUCCUGAAGAAGUAGAAAUAAACGAGCAGGAUAUACCACACAUUAGUAUAAAUGUUAUAAAAACUGACGAUCAAGGUAAGUUUGAAAGUGUUUAUAAGAAAAUCGAUGGCCAGCCGUUAGAAAAGGAACAUGUAGUAAAAGUGCAAGUGGAUACACAAACAUCAUCUUCGCUACCUUCGACCUCGAGCAAAAAUCAGAAGCAAGGAACUCAUAUAUUGAAUCAAGAUGUAUCAACUGCUGCGAAAAGUAGUCAGCGUAAACCUACAACAUCUUUCACAGAAAAACAUAUUCCAAUACUUAGCUCGACCAUGAGUCUAGAAAAAUCCUCUCCGAAUAUCGAAAACAAAACAGCAGCAAAAUUCACAGUACAAGAUAUUCAAUCUGCUCUGGAAAAGGUGGAAGAAAUACCAAGUUCUCGUGAAAGUUCUUUGAAAUCUGAUAGAACGUAUACAGUCGAUGUUGUUGAUUUUUCUGAACCUAAAGGAAGUUUACACGUUGAAUCUUCUUCCUUAGCACCUCAAUAUCAAACUAAUGAUAAAAAGCAUGAUCAGUCAUUGAAAGAAAAACAUGACUUAGAAUACAAAGCACACGAGAUUCCAGUAGAAGAAACAGAAUCCACGGCUAAAGAUAUGUCGUCGAUUGAUUCAUUAAGUGUCGAAGAUAUUCCACCAUUAAUAAAACCGAUCUGUAAGUUUGAAGACCCAUCUAUUGGUUCACAUACCCAAACACAUGAUAUUGGCCUCGCAGCCGGCACUGUAGAUAUAGAGCCGCACGCUGAUUCUAUUGAUAACCGCACUGUAGAUAUUGGUGACCAUUCUCAGUUAGGUACAACUGAAAUGCUACACCCAACUCAUUCAGUCAGUCAAAAGAAAAUUGAAAAUUUAACACCCCAUAUAAUUAAAACAGAGACAGAUAGUUUCAUACAACGAGAAAGAGAAGGUCACCAAGAGAAUCAAUCAUGUGACGAUAAAAUUAAAGUUAGUGUGAGACCCGAGCCUGUACAUGCGGCCGUAGAAUUGAUUCAAAAAGUGGAUAUCGCUUUAUCGAUUCAUGACAGAGAAAAACCUCGCGAUGGACCGGUAGUUUCAGUGCAAUCUCAUAUAGAACAGCCAAUGGUUAGUGGAAUGAAAAUUCAAGAAGAUAAAGUAAGCAUUAUUUUGCCUCCGACAACGGAAAACGUUGAAGUCAUCAAUGAUAAAAUUACUCAAAUAAGUGAUGUUCAAUCUCCAGUAGUGGGUAAUGUUUUGGAUCUUACGGUUGAAAAAGAAAAUCAAGAAGAGAAACGAAGUGCUGAUAAAAAAUUACUUGAUUCUAAAGCGUUGACUAGUAACAUUCAAAGUGAUAUACCUUCUCAAAGUGCCACCGUAAAAGAUGUUAGUGAAGUCGCUGAGUCAGAUACUAAUUUAAGCCCUCAGGAAGAUCCUGAUGUAAGUGAUGGAUAUGAAGCCGAUCAGAGAACAACCGUUGAUGAAACAUCUCCGGAAUUCCAAAUUGACUUUGGAAAGAAAAAACGAAAAAAGAAGAGAAAACAAAAAGGAAGAAAUGAAGAAGAAAUCGAUUCGCUAAGGAUUUCACCAGACGAAGAAAACCUAACAGAAGUAUUACCAAUAUCAGAAAAUGAGGAUUCAAAAGCAACUAAAAAAUCGUCCAAAAAACGCAAACGAAAGAAAGGCGAUCCAAAUGUUGCUGAUGCUGAUAGUACCCAUGCUGAAUCAUUCGAAGCUUAUGACGUAGAUACUCAGACAAAACCAGGAAUUCAUGAUAUGUCUGUUGGUAGUAGCCUCGAUGAAAUUAAUAUUGAGGUACCUGAUUCUGUCCAAAUACCCGAUACGAAAAACGAUAAAUUAGAACUAGGAGUACAAACUUUGAAAGUCGAAGAAAUUAAUACUGAAAUGCAAACUUCUCCGCGUCCAGGAUUUGAUAUCAUUCAACAAACUGAUGAUCAACCGAGCAUUGAAAAUGUUUCUUCCCAAACGAAAGAGCCAGAGUCUAGAUUGACUGAGAGUAUAGCUAUUCAAACUUCUCCGAGGGAUGAAAACUUGAAAAAAUCAUCUUCCUUAGACAUGGACACUCAAACAUUAACGAUAGAAUUAGAAAAUACAGAAAUUCAGACUGUUUCCCCUGAAAAGAAUAUAGUUGAUGCUCCAGUUCAAACAUCGCGGGAGUUUAUGCUGAACAUCGAACAACAGACGACAGAACCAUUGGAAGAAGAGAAAAUUAUGAUUGAAACCGUGUUACCAACGCAUAGUCCGGAAACAAGUGAAGUCGCUGAAAAAAGCAUGCAAACUAGUGAAGUAAAUUUUGGUCUGUGUUCAGAAACUCGAAAUGCCGAUGUACAAACAUCUGAAAUCGUCGAAGUUAAAGAAUCUUGCACCAAUGAGACACAAACAGUACCGGAAGUUAUAUCUACCGUUGAAAUUGAAUCACAAACCACACCAGAACAAUUGAUUGAAACUGUAAGUCAAACCAGUCCAGUGCAAUUCAUGUUAGAUACUGAACAAGCUGGAAAUGAGUUAGAACCCCUUAAAGAAACAUCUGAACUAUCCAUUCAAACGAACACAGAAGAAAUAAUUCCUACCGCCACAGAAAGUAUUCAACAUGCGUCAGAUACUGCAGAAUUGAGUGUUCAAACCGUUACGACCAAGACCGAAGAUAAACAGAUAAAUGUUAAUUUAAUUGAUGAAAAAUCAGAAUCCGUGCAAGAAAUAGAUUCAGCAGCAGGUAACUCUCAAGAAAAAGAGAACAUUUCUAUAGAAGAAUCUCUUCGUGAAAAAACUCCAGAAACAACAGAAAUGAUACAAUUAAGUACCGUCGAUGCAAAGUCCGAACAAUUUUCAGACUCUGAACCAAUAAUUGAAAAAUCAUCUUAUCAAGAUACUUCUAUAAAACCUUCUGAAACUUCUGAAUUAUCACUUACAUCUAUCGAGUCUACUCCAGAUACAUCGAUUGAAAUACAAGUGCAAGCAACAAUAGAAUUAUGCGAUAGCACCACGUCGGAUUCAACUUUACAAGAGUCAUCAUCGAAAGAAAAAUCAUCCGAAAAAUCUCUUAAAAUUGAUCGUAAGAAGCAAAAGCGGCAGAGAUGUAAAACCGUCGAAAUUCGAGAACCUAUACAAGUCAAUGAAGGUUCGAGUACCGACGACAUUUUCGGAAGUUUACCAACGUCUCCGGAUCAGGAGCCUUCGUCCAUUGAGCCUAUUUAUAUGAAAAUCAUAACCUCUAGUGAAACAGUUAAUUUGAUGGCACCUCAACAACCAGAUCAACAAGAAAAUCAGCCCCAAUCGACAUCAGCAAUGGAAAAUGCAACAAAAGAAGUACUGGGGAAAAUUCAUAAAUCUAAAAUACCGAAGUCCUCUCGUUUAUCAAAUGUCUUGCACAUCUCAGCACUAAAAACGUCGGAGCCAGAGACUUCGUUCGAAAACAAAGCAUCCGUCGUUCACGAAUCGUUGAAUUCAUUGAAAUCUGCGUUGGAUCAACGCGAUAUUAUAAUUAUCGAGCAAACUUUUGUGGUAGUAAUAGAAAGCCUCUCAGAUUGGUUGGAAACUGUUGAAUCGCGAAUAUUCGUAGGUCAGGGAAAUCCGAACGGUCCAUCCCCUGACGAUAGUAAGAACUUUGCUGAACUGAAAGAUGAAGUUAAUUUCAUCGGAACUAGAAUUCAAGAAUUGAACGAUAUUUCUAACGAUAUAAAAAAUAAUUGCCCGCCCGAAAAAUGCAUCAGUAUGAAACAGUGCAUUCAAGCAUUAGAAAGUCAAGCAAGAACAAUAAUUGAAAUAGCUAACGAAGGCGAGUCUAACGUUAUUUCUGAAUUAGCUCGAUGGGAUACAUUCGUAAAUAAAAUAAAUGAGAUAACAAAGCUUACUCAAGAACUAAAAAACCAUUUGGAUAAUAUCAUUGAUAGCAAUGAACCCAUUCCUUCAAAAUUAAAACAACUAGAAAAAAUAGAACUAUGCAACGAAGAUUAUACAAUGAAAAUUAAAAAUUUAAUUAAUACAGCUCAUGAAUUGUUGAAUGACUAUCCUGGAAAAACGAUACCUCCUGAAAUAAACACGGCUUCAGAAACAGUAGAUUUUAUACGACGCCGAAUUGAAAAUGAAAGAGAAUGCCUUUUGGAGUUAUCGACUAUCCGCGAUGACUACGAACAAUCUUUACGUCAUCUUAUGAAAUGCACGAAAAUGGCAGAGAAAAUGAUUGCCAAUGACACACCUGUUUCAAAUCUAGCUCAUCUCAACGACGAGAUACAAACCUAUCGAAAAUUUUUCACGAGUAUGAAUCAUGCAAAGGCCAUCUUAGAGUCGUUGGCGGACAACUUGGAUCCCGAGACGAGAGAAGCCCAUCGAUCUACUCACGACGAAAUAAUAUUGAGAACAUCAUUGCUGUUAGAUCAAGCAAUGGAUAAAUUACAAAAAAUGCUAUUCGCCGCUUCCAAGUGGACGGUAUUAGAUCAAGGGUUCAAGGAGGAAACCGACUGGCUUCGAGUGGCUCAUCAACGGAUCCCUGAUGUGCACAGCAUGGCAUCCACAGAAGUCGAGCAGUACAUUUUAUUAUACCAAGCUCUCGCUAGCGAUAUUGCCACUCACCACAAUAAAAUAUUCCAAAUUUUCGAAAAUUCUCACGAACUAUUAUCAAUGAUAACAAUUGAAAACAUGGACAAUUGCUAUGAAGAAGCCUACUGUGAUAUAGACAAAUUGAAAAACGAUGUUAAUCAUUCAUUGCGACGUCUGAUAUCGUUUAGGGAAAGUUGGGAUAAUCAAGAAUUGCUCGUUAAUAAGCUCGAGAACUGGAUGGUCAGAGCCGAGCGCGAAUUAUCUAAUGUGAACAAUCCGGUUAGCGGGCAAAUGGCAAGGCUUUGGGAAAUCGAAGCGCAAUACGGAAUGCACGAUAACGUACGCAAAGAAGCGCGCAACUCCUUCGAGGAGGCCAUGCAAUUAAUUCCAGUGUCCGAUGAAUUGCUGCAACGUCAAUUCUACGGUGAUAUGCAACAACGCUGGAACAAAAUAACGAACGAACUGCAAGGUAUUCGCGACUCACUGAAAAGUAAAAUGUCGUCCGAGGAUCUAACGCUGAAAGAAAAGCUCAGUUUGAUCGACAAAGAAAUACAAGAGAUCCAAGGCAUCGUCCACAAUCUCCACGGGGUGAUAAAGGUCGAAGAAGAGCUCGACUUGUACACCGAAAGGCUCUCGGUUUUGUACGAUCGAAUUCGCUAUUUGCAGGACGAGCUAGGCAAACUAGGCCUGCUAUCGCCAGCGGACAGCGAACGCGUCGGUGGUCUCAUUGGUCGCGGCCGCCAGCUCGAGCUCGAGCUCGGCAAAGAGCUGCAAAACUCUCGAGUGCUUCGCGAUCGUUUGAGGGCACUCAAGCGAGCCAUCGAACGCAUUCGCAAGAAGCACUCGAGUCAGACCGAGGUGCUGGACCAAUGCGAGGCCAGCGAGAAGGAAUCCAGCGAGUGCGUGGCCACGGCCAUCAAGAGCUGCGAAAAAGUCGCCGAGGACCUGAAGAAGAUCUGGCCGGACAUCAUGGCGGCCCGGGGCGAGCUCCACUCUCUGCCGACCAACAUGCGGGUGUCGAUGUCGCCCCAGAAGAUGGAGCGAGCCGUCAGCGGACUCUUCGACAAGCACGACUCGCUGAACUCGAGGUGCAGACAACUGCUCGAGCGGCUGAACGACAAACUGGCUCUGUGGAGGAGGUUCGAGAAGCAGGUGGAGGCUGUGCAGAAGUCCGUCGCCGAGACCGAUUGUAUGAUGGAACUGAUCGAGGUCGAAGGCAAAGUCGAUUACGACAGAUUGCUCAAAGCCACGGAAAGGCUCGAGAAUCUCAACUGCAGCUUCUUGACGCGCGAGCAGCUGAUCAAUGAGUUGAAGGCCGCGGCGGAACCACUGCGCGCCUCGUGCAGCGACCAGGUGGGCCAGCGCGUCGAUGCCGUGGUCAACGAGACGGUGCAAUCCUGGGAGGAGACGAAGCACGAGCUCGGCGACCUCUGCGAUCGGUACCAGCGCGCCGUGAGGCUCUGGGAGCGCUAUCGCGACGCCAGCGCGGCCAUCAACGACUGGGUCGACGAGCAGAUGAGCGGCGCCGACGGCGUCGCGGCGGCCAACAGCAAACUGCCGCCCGAGCAGGCGAUUCAACAAGUCAAGCUGUGCGAGGACACUCUGGCAGAACACAAAGAGCGGCUGGUCGAGCUACGGGGCCUCGUUGCUCAGAUUGCCUCGGACGUCGGUUUGGAUGCCAGCGAUCAAUUGCAGACCGAUGUCGAAGCCCUCGGGAGAAGACUCGACGAUGUCAAAGACAGUCUGUCGAGCAUCGCGGAUACGGCAGAUUCGAGGGCCUUCAAGCAGGAGAUGACGCGCAAUGAUCUCUACCAAACCAAGAGUUUUCUCGAUUCCGUUCAUGAGAGCGUAUCGACGGUCGGCGUCGGCGAGUCGAAGGAGCAAUUGAAGCUUCUGCAAAAUCAUCUGCUCGCCUUGACGAGAACCGAGACGCAGAUACAGUCGAUCAAGGAGCGGGCCUUCGACAACGUAAAACCGCACGACCCGUCGAUCGUGGAAGUUCUGCAGCUCUGGCAGAGCGUGUUCCGCGAGACCUUCCAGCAGUAUCACCGGCUGUCGGCGCGUCUCGUUAGAUCUCAGGAUGUCGCGGCGGCUCUGCGACUCUGGCAGGAGUACCUGCGACACGUUCAGGACUUUUUGUCGUCGACGCUGCCGGGCGACUACAACGGGCUCGCGGAGGACCGCAGCCUGUGCGAGGUGCACGAGAACCUGCUGAACGACCAGCAGCGCCUCAUCGACAUGGUGCGCGCCGAGGAGGAUCACGGCGACCUCAGCCUCGCCGAGCAGUUCAGCAUCCUCACGAAUCUGCACAACGAGAGUCUGGCUCGCAUCGUCAAUCGCCACUCGACCGUCCAGGAGCGGAUCGCCGCUUGGGAGAAGUACAGGCAGGACCAGCAUCGAAUGCUCGACUGGCUGAAGGAGAUCGACCGCGAGAAGAGCAACCUGCAGCUGAGAUUCAUCCGCGCGCGAGGAGUCGACAAGAUACUCAAGCGAAUCGACGCUCUGCUGGAGCGCAUGCCGGCGGGUGCGUCGCUCUUCGACAGUCUGCUCAGCCAGCAGGAGUACCUGCUCGCGAACGUCGACGAGGCCCUGGCGGUCUCCGUGCGAAUGGAGUACGCGGCCAACGGCCAGCGACUUUCCAGUACGCGAGCUGGUCUCGAAACGUGGAAGGACUUCGUUCUCAAGAUCAAGGGCCUGAACGACCAGCACAGCCAGCAGACGGCCAGAAUGACCGACCUGUUCCGAGAGCUGGGCCAGGCGAUCGGCGCUAUUUCGGCGACGGAUCGCCGCAGUCUGGCCGAGACCCGACGCCUCAUCGCGUCCCUGCAAGAGCACAAGAUCGCGUUGGUCAACGCCACGAGGGACUUGGACGAGCUCGGUAACACGACCAAGCAGCUCCGCGAGUUCCUCAGUCCGGUGGACAUGAAGAGUCUGAAUCAGCAGGGCUACCUGCUUUGGCAGAGGCACGGAGAGCUCGAACACCAGCUCGCUCUGCUCUCGUACAAAUUGAACGAGCGCUGCGGUCUGCAGAGCAGAUGGGAGAGCCGAGCGGACCGACUGCUGCUGUGGAUCGUCGACACCGAGGCGCGCAUCCGCUGCUUCGACGCCAAUCACGAGCCCGAGGAGGCCCUCGAGAGGCUCGAGACCGAGAUCCAAGCGGACAUGGCUCUGAAGCAGCGAGAGCUCGACUGGAUCCAGAGCAACGGGGCCGAACUGCUGAAGACCAGCGACUCGGAGGACCGGGGCAAGAUCCAAAAGUCCCUGGACGAUGUCACCGACAGGUGGAACAAGCUGCUCGUGGCCGGCAAAGCGAGGGCCAGCAAGAUCAUCGAGCUCAUGCAGACCAUGAGCGGCCUGCUGAAGAAGCUCGACGAGAGCAGAGCUUGGCUGAGCAGCAUCGAGGAGCAGCUCUCGGAGGCCUACACGAUCGAGUCGGCCAGCUCGGUGGCGAUCGAGAAGAAGCUGCGCGACCACGAGCAGCUGCAGAAGAGCAUCGAGGCGAGAAGCGGCAACAUCGGCGAGGUCCUGAAUCUCUGCGAAAUGUUGCUUAACGAUUGCGACGCCUGGAAGGCCUCCUUCAGCACCGACUCGAUCAGAAACAACAUGGAUGCGCUGAGCAAACGUUGGAAAGAGAUUUGCAUCAAAUCGACCGAACGCAAACGCAAGAUCAAUCUCAUCGGCAAGCUGUUCGCUGAGCUCGAGUCCGUCAGAACCGAGCAGGAGGAAUGGAUAAUCGGCAUCGAGAGGGACCUGACGGAGCUGGAGAGCAGCUUGAGCCACAUGUCCAAGGACGACACGGACAAGGCUCUGGAGCAGGUGCAGCGUAAGCUCGUGGACGUUCAGGCGCACGAGCCCGCGCUCCAGAUCCUCGAGCAGUGCUACAGCAAGCUGGCCAAGACCGGCCUCGAGCUGAACAAUCUGAAGGCUCUGACCGGUGAGGCGCGCGACCUCAUCGACCGGUGGCACGCGCUACCGCCGCGAAUCAACGCCGUGAUCGCGGCCCUCGAGAAGGACCAGAGGACCUAUCGGGAAUUCGUGUCCGCGCACGGCGCGGCCGUGAUCGGACUCACCAAGGUCGACGUGAUGCUGACGCAGCUGCAGCACCUGAGCCCCGAGCCCGAGAGCACGCCGCGCAGGCUGCUCCAGCGGCUGGACGGCGUCGAGGCCGAGCUGAAUCGCCAGGCGAGCACGCUGAGACGGGCCGACGAGCUGGGCCUGCGGCUGAUGCGCGAGAGCAGCCCCGAGGACGUGGCCGCCAUCCAGUACCAGAUCGACGAGUACCAGCAGCUUUGGCGCAACGUCAAGGAUCGCAUCGACGGCCUGCGCAAGAACGUCGACGCGAUGGAGCAGCAGAAGCGAGAGGUCGACGAGGCCGUCCAGGUGGAGACGCUCAAGUUCGAGCGAGACACCGCGGUACAGGUGAACACGCUACCCAAAGUCACGCGGAUGACCUCCUUCGACGCCUAUCUGAUCGAGCUGGAAGCGGCCGUGAGCGAGUGCAAGUCGUCGAUGGAGGCGCUCGCGGCGAGCAUCCAGGCCGAGCCGAUGCCCGGUACUGGCCUGUCGACGACAGCGAGGACCAUCGCCAAACAAAUAGGCAGCUGCCAGUCGUCGAUAGAACUCGUCAAACAUUUGCACGACUUGCUAUCCGACGAAGAUAACGUAGCCAAAUCAAACGAAGUGGUGGAGCUGACUAGCCGCUGCCAAGACCUCAUUCAACGAGCGCGAGCUAGGGAACAACAAAUUCGACAACUCAAGUCUCCCCUGGCUGGUCCAUUUUGCUUUCGUUGCGAUCACGAUGGAGGUCGUCUGACGUGUCCUCUGUGCUCUCAUCGUAACUGGGCCCAACUGGACAACGAUUUGUGGCGAUUGGAAAAGUGGCUCGAGUUCGCCGAAGGAACGCAAAGCGAGCAGCAUACCCCGCCCGCCGACAUCGAGAUCCUCGAGGACGUAGUGCAAGACCAUCACGAGUUCCUGCUCGAUCUCGACAGCCACAAGAGCAUAAUCGUCAGUCUGAACAUCGUCGGCUCUCAUCUGGCCGAUCACACCGAGGACACGGACAGAGCCACCGAGCUCAGGGACAGAUUGGCCUGCGCCAAUGUGCGCUGGGACAAGGUCUGCCACGACGCGGCCUCCUGGCAAAACGCGUUGCAAAUAGCCCUCAUGGGCAAUCAGCAGUUCCACCAGAUAAUCGAGGAGCUGCUGGCCUGGCUGACGAAGACGGACGAAGCGGUCAGAGCCAUAGAACCGAUCGAUCUGUCCGAAGGUGACCAAGUUCUCAGAGCGAAAUAUGACAAAUUCAAAGAGCUGCAAAGCGAUCUGGAACGCUGCGAGCCACGAGUAUUGUCGCUUCAAGAGUCGGCGAAUCAUUUGCUGGAAGAAAGUUCGGAAACUCGGGUGAAGCUUCAAGUAUUAAAAUUGAGACUGCAAUCGCUCAGGCGACUCACGACUAUGUACGUCUUGAAACUUGGAUCGGCUCUAGGCCUCGAUCCGAGCGAAAUCGGACUCGCUACAGUGACUACGUCGUUGGCGUUGCUCUCCAGGAACCUACUGGACGGCGCAACCACUGGAACCACUGAUAUUCACGGCACUAACGCAAAUGCUGACGAUGGCGAACCUACGGUGCUGGCCCGUGGCUACCACUUCAUCGGACGAGUAUUACGCGCGUCGUUGCCUAUACAGGCGGUGAUGCUGCUGCUGCUCGGGGCGGCCUCGAUGGUGCCGUCGGUCGACGACGACUACAGCUGCAUGAUCUCACGCAGUCUCACGCCUCUGGUUCGCUAUCCCAAUGGACCUCCGCCCAUAUAA